This is a messenger RNA of Sander lucioperca (pikeperch), 2410 nucleotides long. It is a transcript of the gene stx4, whose product is annotated as syntaxin 4. Bases 186 to 1079 code for a protein of 297 amino acids. Gene Ontology annotation, cellular component: plasma membrane; endomembrane system; SNARE complex. The transcript is spliced from 10 exons. Gene Ontology annotation, biological process: intracellular protein transport; vesicle fusion; exocytosis. Lineage: Eukaryota; Metazoa; Chordata; Actinopteri; Perciformes; Percidae. The record is from RefSeq and is a predicted model, not a curated record. Gene Ontology annotation, molecular function: SNAP receptor activity; SNARE binding.
CCAAUGUUUUGAAGAGCGCCAGAAGAAGAAGUAGUGUUGCUACUUGAGUUUAUAUGUUGAAUGACUGUUGAUCGUAGUUUACAGUGUUUUUUACAGUUAGUUUCUCUGCUUGGGAAGAACCUACCACAUUUCGCCGUAGAGUCGCAGCGUUCCCUGACAUCUGACCGGCUGCUUCGCACUGAAAAAUGCGGGACCGAACUAAAGAAUUAGGAAAUAAUGCGGAGGCUUCAGAUGAGGACGAGGAGGGCAGAGCGCUCAUGAUCAAACCUGGAACCUCUUCAGCCAAAGAGGAGAAGGAGAAUGACGCUUUCUUUAAAAAGGUGCAAGAAAUCCAUGAGGGGCUGCAGAGUCUCAAAAAGAUGGUGUCUAACCUGGAGAACAAACAGAGAACUGUGCUGGGGGUGGCGCUGCCGGAGGAGAGUAUGAAGAAAGAGCUCCAGACGCUCCGAGAGGAGAUCAAGACGUCGGCCAGUCAGAUCCAGAGAAAACUGAAGAGUAUUGAACCGAAGAAGGGAGAGGAGGACGGAAAAUAUAUACCCGUAAACGUUCGGAUGCAACGGACCCAGCACGGCGUUCUGUCGAGGGAGUUUGUGGAGCUGAUGGGUAAAUGUAACACCAUCCAGUCCGAGUACAGAGACCGGAACGUGGAGAGAAUACAGAGACAACUCAAAAUCACUGGGAACAACGUGACAGAAGAAGAGCUGGAUGCGAUGCUCGAGAGUGGGCAGACGGAUGUUUUCACCCAAAAUAUCCUGAUUGACGCUCAAGCUACGAGGCAGGCUCUGAACGAGAUCGAGUCGCGGCACGACGAGAUCCUGAAGCUGGAGAGGAGCAUCAGAGACCUGCACGACAUGUUCCAGUACCUCGCCAUGGAGGUGGAGGCUCAGGGGGAGAUGGUGAACCGGAUUGAAACCAACAUCAAAAACUCGGCUGACUACGUGGAGAAAGCAAAGGAAAACACGGAGAAAGCGGUCACGUAUCAGCAGAAAGCACGCAAGAAAAAGGUCUGGAUAGCGAUCUGUUGUGCCAUCCUCCUCCUCAUCCUAAUCAUUUCAUUGGUCACCACCUUCGGCACCUAACACCAGGCAGUGUAAGUUGUUGGCUGUAGACUAGUUUAGCAGAAGCACAUUAAAAACAAAUCCCCUUUUUAUGUAAAUAAUUUCAGCCCACAGGAUGUACGGGUGAAUUCUGUCUUUUUUUUUUUUUUCAACAUUUCAUAUAUUUGUCUUUGUCUAACCCUCUUGUCCUCCCAAUGGGCCUUUUUGUCAUUGUUUUUUUUAAGAAGAAAUGUGCUUUUAACUCAUAAAUGACUACAAUCUCGCCUGCAUUUCCACUUCCACCGAAGAGGCAGUGCUGCUGGUUUAUGGAAACCCCGCCCUGUCACACUCUGGUCUGCAACACAAAGACCAGGACCGUUACGUCACUGCUCUAUCACCUCCUACAUUAUUGAGAAAAAAAGAGAGGAAAUAAGUGGCCUUGAACAAAGCACAACUUAGUAUUGAAACCCCACACUGGCGCUGAUCAUACUGUACUCAGGAAACUUUGUUGAAUCUUGUUACGUUGUCGUUUCUGGAUGAAUUAGAGGCGCAAAUAACAAUUUUAAUAGAUUAGGGAUUUCUUUUAUAGGCAAAUAGACUAAUAUAAUUGUACAUAACCUUUAUUGCUGAUGAUUAUGACAUUCUUUAUGAGAGGAUUUUUUUUUUUAAACUUGAUUUCGACUGCCUACAUGUAACAAGUGUAAAUAUAAUUUUUUUUUUUUUGCGUGUGGAAUAACAUUACCCCCCCUUUUUAUUUUACGAAGGUGUCUCAGCACUGCUUUAAAAGGCCCACGGCCCACUUUCAUUUGUCCUACCGGUUAGUAUUUAUGAUUUAAAACGUUAGCUGCUGCUACGAGAAAAGUUCUGUUACCACACGUUUUUUUUUUAAUCACAACUGUGUCUUCUCCUUUAUGUCCAUGUGAGAAUGUAAUGUUGUGCAUUAACAUUGUCAAGAAGGGAUGAAGUGAGUUUUUAUUUUUGCUUAUUUGUUUAAAUUCACACAGCAUUGUUUCAGCUGCAAGUCCUCACGGCUUAUCCUGAGACACACACACACACACUUCAUCAGUUUGUCACAUUGUGCAAAUACUCCUUUUGUCUUGUUAUAAUUUGUUGAAUUAUGUAGAGAAAUCCUGGAGCAGUGAUAACUAACCAGAACACACAUUUACGGAGACAAAAGGUGCACGUUUUGCACCACUACGUGACAAAUCUGUAAAGAAAAACAAACCAAAACUUAUGUUAAGGGUUGUCCUUUUUGAGGCAGAAAGAAAAGGGUUGACGCAGAGCAGUGACUUUACUGUGUAAUAUUACGCCUGUUGAAUUUUGCAUCACUCAUUUAUUUGAAUGGGUUUUUAAAAUAAAAUACUGCCAUCUAA